AUUUUAGUAUAUAAUCGACGCGACAAAAGCCAAAAACUCAUGUAUGCAACCAAAUAAUGUUAUGCCAGUGAUUGCGGGCACAGGUAUGAGCGAAGACUGUCUGGUGCUUAACAUAUGGACAACAAAUACCACAGCAUUAAAGCCAGUGAUGUUUUGGAUACACGGAGGGGCACUCAGUGUGGGCUCAAUAUUUCAAACGUGGUUUAAUGGCUCGGCUUUGGCCACAAAGGAUGUGGUGAUUGUGUCCGCCAACUAUAGGUUAGGAACUUUUGGGUUCCUAUACGGGGAACGGGAGUACGCGCCCGGAAAUGUGGGUUUCUAUGACCAGCUGUUGGCACUUAAAUGGGUUAGAGAAAACAUCCACUCGUUUGGUGGAGAUAGGGAUCAGAUAACCAUUUUUGGUGAGAGCGCCGGGAGUUGGUCGGUGUCCGCACACAUACUCUCCCCGCUAUCCAAAGGC
Molecule: messenger RNA, 460 nt
Organism: Medioppia subpectinata
Lineage: Eukaryota; Metazoa; Arthropoda; Arachnida; Sarcoptiformes; Oppiidae
Source: the annotation of a GenBank genome assembly